AUGAACGAAAAUCUUGAUGAUACUACAGCAGAUCCGAUGACAAAAAAUUAUCGAUUCGUAGAUACUGCCAUUGCUGAAAAACAUCCACAAGUAACACAUAAUACCAUCAAUUAUAUAGAAGUUGACCUAGGACCUAUUGAGAGAUACGCUAAAGAACCUUUAUUACCAUUAGUUGAUGCAUGUGCUUCACUGAUCGGCAUCGUUGAUGAUUUAUUGACCUACAUUCAACUAGCCUUGAAUAAAACAUUGGCUGAACCUGCAGAUGAACUCACUGUCGAUGAAAGUGCAUCGAUUCGUCUCUACACGAUCGAAUGGAAAGGAUCUCAUCAAAGUCUCUAUUCCAAACUCAAUCGUACUCUCAAAGCUGCUGAUCGUGAGGAACUUCAGCCCUACUUCAAGUAUCUCAAACUAUUUCUAACUGUUCUAGCCAAACUACCAUGCUUUCCACCAAUAACUAUCUGGCGAGGAGUCACCAAAGAUUUAGCUCUCAUUUUCCCAUCUGGAAAACUAGUGACCUGGUGA
Molecule: messenger RNA, 522 nt
Organism: Rotaria sp. Silwood1
Lineage: Eukaryota; Metazoa; Rotifera; Eurotatoria; Philodinida; Philodinidae
Source: the annotation of a GenBank genome assembly